CUGCCCGACCAGCCAGUCUCUCCCGCUUUUCUCGCCCGCUUGCGUCGGUCUUUUCUUUGUCGUCUCCGCAUCUCCGCAUUUUCCCAGUAUCUCGGUAUCUCAGUGUCUCAGUGCCUCCAGUGCCGACAGUUUUCCGCCGACGUCCAAAAAAAAUUGUCAAAAUAAUACAAAAUACGGGAAAAAAGAAGGCAAUACAUGUAAUAAAUAAAAACAAGCCAAGAAAAGCCAACCGUGAAAAUAUAAAUAUAAAUUCCUGGCGUCAACUGUCAGCGACAGUGGCAUUUUCCAGCACAAUGUUGUUCCUGGGCAUUCGGCGAUUUUAGUGGCGGAACACAAUUUUGCGCUUGGCUAGCAAAUGUUCGAGAUGGACCCAAAUGGAUUCAGCGGGACACAGGCGGCGGCAGCUGCCUAGAAAUCCUGGAGUGCCCUACUCCAUCGACACCGAAACUGAAACCCCCAACCUAAAACCAAAACCGAAACCGAAACCGAGACCCCAAACUCGGAAAAUAAUGUGCUGCAGGAGUGGGCAUUAUUGAAGUUGACAACACUUCGGCAGACCGGGCUGAAAGCACAGGGUUAAAAGCAAUCUCUCUUGGGGCAGCCGGAGGAGAACAAUGGUCAUCCAGUGCACAUGUGAUUGCAACUGCAGUGAUAGUAGAGAUAACCGGAGCAUAAUAUCCUGCCUGCUCCCGGGUCGCAGUCAGCCGUACAAGUUCGGAGCCUCGUUCGGUGGCGAUGAUAUGGAGCAGAGGAUACCGUACUACCGCCGCCUAUCGAAUACCUCAUCGGCGCUCUAUGGCAGCUGUCCCCAGUUGUUGCCCAGUAGCAGUAGCACCACCAACCAUCAUUCCUGGCUGAGGAUCCCCAAGAAUCCCCAGGAGAAUACCCAGGAGAAUCCCUCGGAGAAUCCCCAAGAGAACCCACGGCAGUACUCGAGUCUGGUGAGGCCCAAGCAACGCAGUCCCGUGCUGUGCAACAAAUCCUGGUGGGUCUCAUGUCCACGGCUCUCUUAUUUACCCGCUGAGCAAACGAAAAUGCAGUCCACUGCCACGCCCACCCGCCACUGCCACGGUGGGGGAGUGGGAGUAGGUGGUGCCCCCCAAACCACCGGCACACCACCCACUCUGCCCCGAUUUCCCAGCAAACGGCAUUGUGACAAUUUCGGCAGCUAUGCCACAUUGCCCACCAUUGAGCAGCAGUUGACCAUGCCCAUGAUGCCCCACUGCAGUCGACACGGUGGUGGUGCUGCUGCGGUAGUGGGUGGUGCUGGGGGGGCGGGUCCCGGUGUAAUGCCCGCCCCACCACCGCCCCGCUAUGCGAAUCCCAAUUUGAAUGGCUGCUGCUACAUGUACAACCCCAUGCCCGCCGCCCAUCAGAGCCAUCACCUUCAGCACGGCCAGCAUGGUCAGCAUGGCCAGCAUGGCCAGCACCACCCCCAGCUGCCCCACCAUCAGCACCAGCACCACCACCAGAACCAGCACCACCCCCACCAGUACGCCCCGCAAUAUUGCCUCUGCGAUAAUUGGUACCAUCAGCCAGCGCCGCCGCAGCAACAGCACCACCAACAAAGGACCAAGAAUCCGAUGGCCAACGGCGGCUGCUAUUUUGGCUACGAGGCGAGUCAUCAUCCCAAUCUGCAUGCCACGCCACCCCAUCCCAGCCAUAUUACUGACGAGGAGGACUCGGCGUUUCCCGGAUUGGCCGAUCGAGAGUUCCACCUGCUGCACCGGAAUAUUCCGGCACUGCGACGAACCGGAGUGGAUACCACACGCAUUAGACAGUACUUUUACCCCGACGGCGGCUGGGGCUGGAUCAUCUGUGGCGUGUCCUUUCUGGUCCACAUCCUGACCACCGGGCUGCAGCUGAGCUACGGUCUUUUGUGGUUCUAUGCCGUCCAGUAUUUGCAUAAUACCAGUGGCAUAGAACUGCUGGGUGCUUUGAGCUGGUCAGUUUCCAUGGUGGCCACAUCGUUUGUGGUGUCCCUCUGUCGCAAGCGCUCCAUCCGCCUCCUUUCCAUCGUGGGCGGCCUGGUGAUGCCCCUGGGCAUACUGUUCACCUCAUUUGCCACGGAAUUUGGCCAGGUUGUUUUCAGUUAUGGCAUCGUCUUCGGAGUGGGGGUCGCCAUGGUGCGGGAGGCCUCCACCGUGAUGCUGGGCAAUUACUUUAAGCGGCGCCGUCAAUUCGUCGAAAUGGUGGCCAUGUCCGGCGAGGGAGUUGGCAUCGCUUUGUUCUCCGUCAUCCUGAAGGAGGGCGUGGGCAAGGCGGGCUGGCGCCUGGGCCUCCAGAUUGUCGCUGCCCUGACGGCACUCAGCUUUUUCAUGGGCCUAAUGUACCGACCCGCCUCCCUGUAUCACCCCCAGCGCCGGGCCAUCCAGCAUCUCAAAAAUCAGCGCAAAAAGAUGAGGGAGAAGAAGCCGAUUCUCAGCCAGGAGGUGGAGAGCAAGCCGAGAUACUUAUUCCUGGACAUAUCAUCACUGAAGUCGGUGACUGUUAAAAUUUUACUCAUGACCUCCAGCGUGGCCUCCUUUGGCAUUUAUACACCCAUGUUCCUAAUGGCUCUCAAUGCCGCCGAGCAGGGCUCUGAUGUGCAGGAGUUGGUUCUUUUGCAAACAUUUCUAGGAAUUUCCAUGGCCCUGGGUGUGGUCAUAGCUGGAGCUUUGCUUAGACGUUGCUUUGUGAUCAGGCACUUUGUGAUCAAUACGAAAAUUGUCACACAGCUGUUCCUAUCAAUUGUGGCCCUGGCCAUCCUAUUUCUUUCCUUUGUCAUGGGUUAUACCGGCCUUUGUAUACUAAGCUGGUUGUAUGGCAUUGGCCUGGGCGGUUUUCAGUACUCCCUGAAGAUUUUAGCACUCGAACGCAUUAAGCUGAAACACUUCUCAAAGGCUUGGGGCUUUAUUCGGGGAGUCGAGUCAGUUCCUGUGCUGAUAAGCGUUCCACUCACCUCGUUUCUGAACGAUUACUCCCUUAAAUACGGUCGAGCGGGCUAUUACAUAUGCUCGGCGGCGGCUGCCAUCUCGGGAAUUAUAAUAUUUUUCAUAAGUGAGCCGCAGCAGCAGCAGCAGCAGCAGUUGCAACAUCAUUAUCAGCAGCGAAAUGGCCAUUUGCCGACUCCCAUGCUGAUGCGCCACUCCUCCGCCCGCCAGCCCCGCCCCCAUUUGCCGAUGGACUACGGAUAUGGGGAGUACCCCGCCCCGCCCGAUCUCCUCAGCCGGAGCUGCAUUAGCCUCAAUCAAAUGGAGCCCUAUCUGCAGACCAACUUCUGCCAAAGGCACAUGUUGCAGCAGCAGCAACAGCAGCAGCAGCAACACUCCCACCUGCAGCAGUUGGCCUGUCACAAUCUCGAUUUGCAGCAGCAGCACCAGGGACGUGGAGCCUACCAACUGGGCCAAGGGAGCAUCGGGGCCAAGAUGGGCAAGCGACUGCAGCGGAGUCUGUCCUUCAUCCAGCAGCACAGCAACUGCUGCGAUGGCCAAAUGUACUGCAGCUGGCACAGCACCUACGAACUGGGCUGUCACAAGAGCAACAAGAACCCUGGAUCGGCGGACCAGCAGCCAUUGAUAUGCACCUGCAGCAGUCCGAACAGGAACCCAGUCACCUAUGGAACACACGGCCCACCUGGACCCCAUGGACCACCCAGCUCCACCCGCAGUCGCAGUGUUCCGGAGGGUUUAUCCACGAUGUCGCAGCAGUGUAACUGUCGUCAGGCUGCUGCCACUUUUCCGGCCCCCACGCGGGAGUUCAUCUACGUGCCGCACGCCUAUGCCUCCCUGCAAAGAACCCCCCAUCGCCACAGCCAGGGGGCGGGAGGGGGUGCGAGUUCGGGGUCGGCAUUGCGAAACAAUCCACAAUGCCGCCUGAAGCGAUCCCAGUCCCUCUGCCGACCCACUGCCGUUCAGUUUGUGGAGCAAAUCACCACGUCCGUAUAAGAAAGUCGUGGGUGUGACAAGGGCACUCGGAAAAAAGUGUAACGAAAGGCAGAAACAUGUUAAACAGAAUUUUGGGUCAAGUCCCUAACUGAAAAUCUCUAGAUUUGAAAAUUAUAUGCUUCAGAAGGUCAUUAUUUUAUAUGGAAGUUCGAGAGUCAAAAUAAAUCGUAGCAUACUUCAAGACACCUUCUUAAAAUUAUUUCAAACCUUAUAGCUGCUUUCCCAACUCAUUCAUUUCCCAACUCAUUUCCCAACUCAGUCCCUAACUGAAAAUCUCUAGAUUUGAAAAUUAUAUGCUUCAGAAGGUCAUUAUUUUAUAUGGAAGUUCGAGAGUGAAAAUAAAUCGUAGCAUACUUCAAGACACCUUCUUAAAAUUAUUUCAAACCUUAUAGCUGCUUUCCCAACUCAUUCUAUUUAUACAUAAUUAAUUUUAUUCAAUUAUAAUGUUUAUAUAUAAUUUAUAAUUUGUAUUACUCUAGUGAGUUCCCAAAUUUCGUUACCAUUUUUUCCGAGUGUAAUACGUAACACAAAAACAGAGCAGAAAAUCGAAGAGGCCCCGCAACAAUUGGGUCCUAUAAAACUUAUAUUUUGGUAUGUUGCUCCCACCCACACACACGACUACGUGAACCGCAUGCACAAUUUGCCAGAUCUCUUCUAGUCUUUUGUCGUAGCUCUAUUAGAAAUGUAAACUUAAAAACACCAACCGAAUGAAGUCGAAAGUGUAACUGAAGUCCCACAACACCCAAACGAAAAACGAAACUCGAUGAAUUUUUCACAGGAAAUCCACAUUAAACUUUUACACACACGCAUGCACUAAGCUAGGAUGAAAAUUUUACUCAUUAGCAUAUUAACAUAUUAUAGAGAUUACAGACAGACGAAAAAGCUUUAUCUUUGUCUCAAGCAAAAAGUAUUCAACUUGUGGCCAGUGCAUAAAUAUUUAUGAGAUAAUUCAAUGGGGCAGAGAACAGACGCAAACUGAAAACAAACAAACUUCUUAAAUGGUCCAUUUUAUAAACGUGCAUACAAUUUAACCACCGAAAACCGAAAACCGAUUACCGAUAUAUACUCGUACAUAUAGGCAGAGGAGAAUGCGUAUAUGGACAUGAAGUCGAUCCAAUUAAACGACUCUUUACCCCGGGGACAAGGCUGAGCUGUCCUGAGUGCCGAGUUUUUCGUGUCGGCCGAGUACUUUAUUUUUCAAUAACAAUUAUAUAUUGCAUAAUUAAGAGGCGUUUAAUGGCGGACAACAGAAAGAGGCGAGCGAAAUGUCGAUGGAAAUGAAAAUGAAAAUUACAUUGGCCUUAUUUUCCAAUCGAAAUGAGGCAUAUGAAAAAAUAAUUAUUGCCAUUAUGAUAGCCUGAAUUAAUUGAGAACUUCAUUUCGGACAUUACAAACAUUUUGUAAUGGAAGAAUGCACUCCCAACGAAUUUUAUUGGGCUGAGAUUUUUGGGUGUUCAAGGUUAUAAAUAUGUUUUAUUUAUGACUAUCAGUUCUCACAUUUAUUUUCAUUUUGAUUGCAAGGCAUCUAAAGUAAUCCCCAGUAAAUUCCAAAUAUAUGGCCUAUAAAAAAUAAAAGAAAAUACACAAAGCCAAUUUGUAUAGCAUUAGUAAUUCAUUCCAAUAAAGAUCUGAAUUUGUAAAAGAGCCAGGUGCAUAAUCAGCUAAGUAACAGGUCACAUUACAACCAAUUAAAAAAAUAAUACAAAAACAGUUCGAUGAAGCCAUGAUACAGCAAACAAAAUAAAGAAAAGGCCAGCUGCAAAUAAACAGAAUAAAUUAAAUAUUUGAAAAGCUUAAAAAGGCAAAUAAAGAAGAAAGGACAGCAUAAUAAUGCAGGAGUGAUUGUCAGCGGGGGAAAACUUUCAUAAAGUGAAUAUUAAAAUAAAUUAGUAAAAUGGCAAUCGAAAAAUAAACAAAACCGGCAAAAUGCCAAACAAAUUUAAACAAUAUGUUAAAGGAAAACCCAAUACAAAUGGCUAACCAAACGGACAGCCAAUUUAUAAAAAUUUACGAAUGAAUCGAAUAAAAAUACAUUUACUAAAGACCACAAAAGAAGUAAAAUGAAUUUUCCGCAUCUCACCUCCUUUGUGUAUAAAUUUCCAUUGAAAAUCUUUAUAAUGCACGAACAAAAGGACUUAAGUCAAAACCAACUGCCAAGAAACGCAAUAAAGAAACGUUUGCAUAUGCUUAAAUGAAUCCAUAAAAGUCUUGGAGAAAUUCUUCGCUCCCUUACGGUCAUUAAAAUAAAUUAGAUAUAUAUAUAACUUUCGACUCCAACUCUUUUUCGCCAAUUGUGUUCAGCGAAAACGAAACACUUAGCAUAAAAUAAUAUUACACCCUCAAGCAUAUCUAUGUGCCAAAAAAGAAAUCAUAAAAUAAAACCAUAAACUAUUUGCAAUUUUGCCGAAAUAACACAAAAGGAACUAACCAACUUAAGGUACAACUUGUAGCUAAAACAAUUUUUAUCUGAUGGAAUUUAGAUACGUGAAAUUUUUCAGAGAAAAACCUAAGCGCAGAAACUCAUAUUUGUAACUCUUUAUCAUUAGUAGUUUAGUGUGAUAAAUGUUAAUAAAGAAAGCAUA
Molecule: messenger RNA, 6508 nt
Organism: Drosophila subpulchrella
Lineage: Eukaryota; Metazoa; Arthropoda; Insecta; Diptera; Drosophilidae
Exons: 13
Coding region: 615-3926 (1103 amino acids)
Biological process (GO): transmembrane transport
Molecular function (GO): monocarboxylic acid transmembrane transporter activity
Source: RefSeq, a predicted model, not a curated record